AUGCGUAUCUCAAUUAUCGCAAGAGGCAAGGACACCUGCGACGCCGGCUUCACCUACUUCGAAUGCGAAGAGGGCUAUCGCGGUUGCUGCCACUUCAACCCUUGCCCUGGCAACACUUGCCCGCGUGAGUCUCGCAAGGACCAGCCAGGCAAGACUAUCGCAUCCGUGGCUGCGCCUGUUCUCAUCUCUGCCACGUCGUUGGCGAAGAAGUCUAUUGUCACCAGGACCUUAACCAUCACAACACACCAGUCUCAGUCGAUGAACAUCGUGACUACCACCGUCUUCCUGGCUGAUUCUACGGUUCCGGGAGGCGCCUGGUACACUGACCCAAAGGGUCGACCCGCCUCGUCCAUAACUUCUCUGGGCCCAUCUAUGGACCCUACAGACACUCCGGCCUUUAACAUCCCUUUCACCUCCGUCAACCCUCAGGUGUUUACUACUUCGACAUCGACCGCUUCUCCUCAGCCCGAUUCUGAAAACAGCCUCUCCACUGCCGUACAGGCCGUGAUCGCUGUCUCCAUCUUAGUCGUGCUUGUGGCAGUAAUUACUGCCUGGUUCCUCUGCACCAAGCAAAGAAGGAAGCUCCGAGGUUCGCGGGAGUCUAUCAGCUCCAUCGGCAGAGAUGGCAACAGCACGGAUGGGAGCAGGAAUGGCUCGAAGGAGGACCAGAGCAAAAUACCCACGACUGCCAAUCCAAUCCGAUCCGAUGAUGGUUUUUCUCCCUUUGGAGGAUACUAUGAGGAGCCUCAGAUUCGCUUCAACCGAGCCAGCAACACGGGCUCAGACAGAAUGAUGAAUCACCCGACCGGUCCCGAUACUCGUGCCUCUGCUCUUCCGCAGCCGCCGUUGGCUGAAAUCAUGAGACCCAACACAGCCAAUCCUGAUCCCAUUUACUGCACUGCCAGUGCAACUCCUGACUUCGUUUGCCGCACUGCCAAUGCGACGCCCGACUUCAUCUGUCGUACUGCCAACGCAACUCCUGACUUCAUAUCUCGCCUUGGCACGACCACCCCUGAGCUUCACGGCCCUCCCCAGCAGGCGGCCAUCGCCGAGCUGGCUUCGCCAGGUCUGCCCAGGGUUAUCGAGAUUUGUAGUACUCGCAGCGGUGCGCAGAUAUACAAGCCGUACCGCCCGAGUACCGUUUUGUACCCUGUCGCUGAGAUCACGCCGAGACUUCUCACCGGAACUCUGAAGCCCACCGUGGACGAGCGUCUUGAAGGUCGACAUGUGAACAGCUGGACUAAGUGGGAUCCCAUCGCUUGA
Molecule: messenger RNA, 1263 nt
Organism: Colletotrichum graminicola M1.001
Lineage: Eukaryota; Fungi; Ascomycota; Sordariomycetes; Glomerellales; Glomerellaceae
Exons: 2
Coding region: 1-1263 (420 amino acids)
Source: RefSeq, a predicted model, not a curated record